Molecule: messenger RNA, 8615 nt
Organism: Anolis carolinensis (green anole)
Lineage: Eukaryota; Metazoa; Chordata; Lepidosauria; Squamata; Anolidae
Product: zinc finger protein 658B-like
Exons: 2
Coding region: 5855-6976 (373 amino acids)
Biological process (GO): regulation of transcription by RNA polymerase II
Molecular function (GO): DNA-binding transcription factor activity, RNA polymerase II-specific; RNA polymerase II cis-regulatory region sequence-specific DNA binding
Source: RefSeq, a predicted model, not a curated record
AUAUAUAAUUAAUAUUGUUAUAUUGUAUUAAAGUAUUAGAAUUGUAUUACAUUAUAUUAUUAUUUUAUACUACAGUAGAGUCUCAUCCAACAUAAACAGGCUGACAGAACGUUGGAUAAGCGAAUAUGUUGGAUAAUAAAGAGGGAUUAAGCAAAAGCCUAUUAAACAUCAAAUUAGGUUAUGAUUUUACACAUUAAGAAACAAAACAUCAUGUUAUACAACAAAUUUGACAGAAAAAGUAGUUCAAUACGCAGUAAUGUUAUGUAGUAAUUACUGUAUUUACGAAUUUAUCACAGUGUAUUGAAAACAUUGACUACAAAAAUGCCUUGGAUAAUCCAGAACAUUGGAUAAGUGAGUGUUGGAUAGGUGAGAAUCUACUGUAUUAGCAUAGCACAAUAUCAGCAUUAUCUAUUACUAUAUUUUACUAUACUGCAGUAUUAUUUGCAAUGUUACAUGUAAUAUGUAAUAUACAAUUGUGUAAUAUUAUAUUGUACUAGCUGUGCCCGGCCACGCGUUGCUGUGGCGAAGUCUGGUGGUCUGGGAAAUAAAGUAUUGAGGAAUUGGUGGUAGUUAAGGUCAAGGGUAAACAUUUCCCCCUGACUCUGGGGGUUGGUGCUCAUCUCCAUUUCUAAGCCGAAGAGCCGGCGAGCAGUACCUAUUGAUGCACUCACAUGUUUUUGAACUUCUGGGUUGGCAGAAGCUGGGGCUAACAGUGGGGGCUCUCUCCGCUCCCCCAAUUCAAACCUUUCGGUCCAGAAGUUCAGCAGCUCAGUGCUUUAACACGCUGCGCCAUCAGGGGACAUUAUUUCCUAAAAGUUGUGAAUAUACAAUAUUUCUGAUUGUUUUUUUUGUCUGUUGGAGGCAAGUAUGAAUGCUGCAGUUAGGAAAAAUGAUUAGGAUGUAAUGGCCUUGCUGGAUUAUAGGAGGCCCCUUCUUCACAGCUGUAUAAAAUGCACACUGAAGUGGAUUAUAUGGUAGUGUGGAGUCAAGAUAAUCCAGUGCAAAGCAGAUAACAUAAAAUUAUAAAUGGGUUAUAUAGCUGUGUGGAAGGGCCUUGAGUCUACACUGCCAUAUAAUCCAGUGCAAAUUAGAUAAUCUGUGGAAGAGGCCUAAGUGAGGCCUAAGUCUGCCUGUCCCCUCGGCUGAGUCAGUUGCUAGGAGACCAAGUGGGCAGAGAUUAGCCUUCUAACUGGCAGCAAUUGGAUAAAAAUAAUUAUUCCUUUCCCUCUAAUUAGGACUUUAUUUUUCUUUUCUUUUUCUUGUAUCAACCUAGAGGCGUGGAUGAUGGGUUGUGUUGUCAAAUUUUGAGGUUGGGGGCCCUGUAGUUUUGUUGUUUUGUCGGUCGCCGUGAUGCCAGACUAGCUGUGCCCGGCCACACGUUGCUGUGGUGUUGUCUGGUGGUGUUGGUGAGAAAUUGUUGAGGUAGUGGUGGUAUUGAAUGUCUGUUGUAUGGUUGUCUUUAUGUUGAGUAUGCAUUUGGUUGUUUGUGUACUGUGAAAGUGGUGAGGAUAGAGGUGGUCUAUGUCCCUGUGUAGUAUUGUAUAGUAUUUAUACGUUGUGCAUGUGUUGUGAAUGCUUGUAUUGUGUCCUGCUGCAUAGUAGAAAGGGUUGGGCUGGAUGGCCCUUAGGGGUCUCUCCAAAUUCUUGUGCCUGUCCCCUGGGCUGAAUAGGUUGCUAGGAGACCAAGUGGGUGGAACUUAGCCUUGUAACUGGCAGCAAUUGGAUAAAAACAAUUAUUCCUCUCCCUCUAAUUAGGACUUUAUUUUUCUUUUCUUUUUUUUGUAUCAACCUAGAGGCGUGGAUGAUGGGUUGUGUUGUCAAAUUUUGAGGUUGGGGGGCCUGUAGUUUUGUUGUUUUGUCUGCUGCCCUGAUGCCAUCACUCUUUUAUAUAUAUAGACUACAUUAUAAUAUACAUGUAUACUAUAAUCUAUUAUUAACAUAGCAUAGUAUCAGCAUUAUCCAUCUAUUACUAUUUUGUACAAGGAGCCUUCGGUGGCCUAGUGGAUUCGAAUCCCAACCGGGGAGAGCGCGGAUGAGCUCCCUCUAUCAGCUCCAGCUCCAUGCAGGGACAUGAGAGAAGCUUCCCACAAGGAUGGUAAAAAUAUCAAAACAUCCGGGCAACGUCCCCUGGGCAACGCCCUUGCGGACGGACCUUGCGGACGGAAUAUAAUACUAGCUGUGCCCGGCCAUGCGCUGUGGCGAAGUCUGGUGGUAUGGGAAAUAAAGUAUUGAGGAAUUGGUGGUAGUUAAGGUAAAGGGUAAAGGUUUUUCCCUGAGUCCAGUCGUGUCCGACUCAGGGGGUUGGUACUGAUCUCCAUUUCUAAGCUGAAGAGCCAGCGUUGUCCAUAGACUCCUCCAAGGUCAUGUGGGAUGAGUGCAUGGAGCAGCGUUACCUUCCUACCGGAGCAGUACCUAUUGAUGCACUCACAUUUGCAUGUUUUCGAACUUCUGGAUUGGCAGAAGCUGGGGCUAACAGUGGGGGCUCUCUCUGCGCCCCCAAUUCAAACUUUCGGUCCAGAAGUGAGACUCUACUGUAUAUUGAUAAUCUUAUAUUAUCUGCUUAGAACUGGAUUAUAUGAGGCCCCUUCUACACAGCUGUAUAAAAUACACACUGAAGUGGAUUAUAUGGUAGUGUGGAGUCAAGAUAAUCCAGUGCAAAGCAGAUAAUAUAAGAUUAUAACUGGGUUAUAUAGCUGUGUGGAAGGGCCUUGAGUCUACACUGCCAUAUAAUCCAGUGCAAAUUAGAUAAUCUGUGGAAGAGACCUAAGUGAGGCCUAAAUCUGCCUGUCCCCUAACUGAAUCCUGGCUGUCCCUUGGUUGCUAGGAGACGAAGUGGACAGAGAUUAGCCCUCUAAACUGGCAGCAAUUGGAUAAAAAUAAUUAUUGCUCUCUCUCUAAUUAGGACUUUAUUUUUCUUUUCUUUUUGUUGUAUCAACCUUGAGGCGUGGAUGAUGGGUUGUGUUGUCAAAUUUUGAGGUUGGGGGUCCUGUAGUUUUGUUGUUUUGUCGGUCGCCGUGAUGCCAGACUAGCUGUGCCCGGCCACACGUUGCUGUGGUGUUGUCUGGUGGUGUUGGUGAGAAAUUGUUGAAGUAGUGGUGGUAUUGAAUGUCUGUUGUAUGGUUGUCUUUAUGUUGAGUAUGCAUUUGGUUGUUUGUGUACUGUGAAAGUGGUGAGGAUAGAGGUGGUCUAUGUCCCUGUGUAGUAUUGUAUAGUAUUUAUACAUUGUGCAUGUGUUGUGAAUGCUUGUAUUGUGUCCUGCUGCAUAGUAGAAAGGGUUGGGCUGGAUGGCCCUUAGGGGUCUCUCCAAAUUCUUGUGCCUGUCCCCUGGGCUGAAUAGGUUGCUAGGAGACCAAGUGGGUGGAACUUAGCCUUGUAACUGGCAGCAAUUGGAUAAAAACAAUUAUUCCUCUCCCUCUAAUUAGGACUUUAUUUUUCUUUUCUUUUUCUUGUAUCAACCUAGAGGCGUGGAUGAUGGGUUGUGUUGUCAAAUUUCGAGGUUGGGGGGCCUGUAGUUUUGUUGUUUUGUCCGCUGCCCUGAUGCCAUCACUCUUUUAUAUAUAUAGACUACAUUAUAAUAUACAUAUAUAUUAUAAUCUUAUUAUUAACAUAGCAUAGUAUCAGCAUUAUCCAUCUAUUACUAUUUUGUACAAGGAGCCUUCGGUGGCCUAGUGGAUUCGAAUCCCAACCGGGGAGAGCGCGGAUGAGCUCCCUCUAUCAGCUCCAGCUCCAUGCAGGGACAUGAGAGAAGCUUCCCACAAGGAUGGUAAAAAUAUCAAAACAUCCGGGCAACGUCCCCUGGGCAACGCCCUUGCGGACGGACCUUGCGGACGGAAUAUAAUACUAGCUGUGCCCGGCCAUGCGCUGUGGCGAAGUCUGGUGGUAUGGGAAAUAAAGUAUUGAGGAAUUGGUGGUAGUUAAGGUCAAGGGUAAAGGUUUUUCCCUGAGUCCAGUCGUGUCCGACUCUGGGGGUUGGUUCUCAUCUCCAUUUCUAAGCUGAAGAGCCGGCGUUGUCCAUAGACUCCUCCAAGGUCAUGUGGGAUGAGUGCAUGGAGCAGCGUUACCUUCCUGCCGGAGCAGUACCUAUUGAUGCACUCACAUUUGCAUGUUUUCAAACUUCUGGAUUGGCAGAAGCUGGGGCUAACAGUGGGGGCUCUCUCUGCGCCCCCAAUUCAAACUUGCGGCCUUUCGGUCCAGAAGUGAGACUCUACUGUAUAUUGAUAAUCUUAUAUUAUCUGCUUAGAACUGGAUUAUAUGAGGCCCCUUCUACACAGCUGUAUAAAAUGCACACUGAAGUGGAUUAUAUGGCAGUGUGGAGUCAAGAUAAUCCAGUGCAAAGCAGAUAAUAUAAGAUUAUAACUGGGUUAUAUAGCUGUGUGGAAGGGCCUUGAGUCUACACUGCCAUAUAAUCCAGUGCAAAUUAGAUAAUCUGUGGAAGAGACCUAAGUGAGGCCUAAAUCUGCCUGUCCCCUAACUGAACCUUUGCUGUGCUUGGCUGAAUUGGUUGCUAGGAGACGAAGUGGGCAGAGAUUAGCCCUCUAAACUGGCAGCAAUUGGAUAAAAACCAAUUAUUGCUCUCCCUCUAAUUAGGACUUUAUUUUUCUUUUUUUGUUGUUGUUGUAUCUUACUGGAGCCGUGGAUGAUGGGUUGUGUUGUCAAAUUUCGAGGUUGGGCGGCCUAUAGUUUUGUUGUGUUGUGGGUUGCCCUGAUGCCAUCACUCUUUUAUAUAUAUAUAGAUUUAUUUACAAGCUUUGGGGCAUGCAUUUGCCCAAGGAAGAAAUGCAAGCAAAGCCCUCCUAAAAACAACUUUGGCCUCUUUUCUCCUGCCCUUUCCCACCUCUUUUAUUUAUCCCUUUUCAAACUCUAAAAGUAGCCAGAAAAGGCUUUUUAAAACUUCCCUUCCUCUCCCAAAAAACCCACCCCAUUUUUGUUUCCUUAAGAAUAAAAAGAAAUACACACCUUCUGUUCCUCCCCUUUCCCUCCCUAUUGACUCAAACAUUCUUGCAAUAAUAGUAAUAAUAAUAAUAAUAAUAAUAAUAAUAAUAAUAAUAAUAAAUCCUGCAAAUUUGCAAGAGUCUCUCUUUUUCUUCCCCUUGCACCCAUGCAAUCUUUUUCUUCUUCCUGGCUUGCAAGAGGCUCUCACUCACUCUUCUUUCGCUUUUGAAAACAUUCUCUUCUUGUCUCUCUCUCUCUUAAAAAAUAAGAUAACUCCAGCCUGGGAGGAGAAGCGGAGGAGGGAGGUUUUGGAAAAGAAAACAUACUGUAGUCUCCAGGCUCCACUGCCUGGCUUGACCUUGACCCGAUUAUAAGCCGGGGGAGGCUCUUUCAGCUCAUAAAUAAGGACUGAAAAACUCGGCUCAUCUUCGAGUAUAUAUGGACAUGAGAGUUCUCUGGAGCCACCCCUGCCGUGAUGGGAAAUGAAGCAGCUUCUAGUCGAUAUUAAGGAUUUUGGAAACCAAAGUGCAGUAAGAAAACCAGUCCUCUAGGAAAAGGGAUUCCUCUCAAGGGGCUGAUCCUGCAGAAUUCCUACAUUCACUUUGGAUUAUAGAGUAGAACCAUAGAGUCGGAAGAGACUGCAUGAGGCACCCAGUCCAGGCCUCUACCGUGCAGGAAAAGCUCAAAGUAUCCGUGACAGAUGAGCAUCUAGUCUCUGAUUAAAGGAUUCCAAAGGAGCCUCCACUACACUUUGAGGCAGAGAGUUCCACCACUGAACAACUCUUACAGUCAGGAAGUUCUUUUUAAUGUUCAGAUGGAAUCUACCUUCCUGUAAUUUGAACCCAGUGCUGUGAGUAAUCAGAAAGGGAAAAACAAGAAUCAAGUGUCCUUAUUGGAAUUAAAUGUACAUAGCACUGUUGACAUGGAGGAGAAAGCAUAUAAAUGUAUCGAAUGUGGAAAGAGCUUUAGUCAGCAUGGAAAGCUGAAGAGACAUCAAAGGACUCACACUGGGGAGAAACCCUAUAACUGCCUGGAGUGUGGACAGAGCUUUACUCAGAAGGGAAACUUACAAAGACAUCAAAGGACUCACACGGGGGAGAAACCCUAUACAUGCCUGGAGUGUGGACAGAGCUUUACUCGUAGUUCAAGUCUAUGUUCACAUCAAAGGACUCACAUGGGGGAGAAACCUUAUAAUUGCCUGGAGUGUGGACAGAACUUCUCUCAUAAUUCACAAUUACAUAGACAUCAAAGGACUCACACUGGGGAGAAACCCUAUAACUGCCUGGAGUGUGGACAGAGCUUUGCUGAUAGUUCAACUCUACGUAAACAUCAAAGGACUCACACUGGGGAGAAACCCUAUAAAUGCCUGGAGUGUGGACAGAACUUCUCUCAUAAUUCACAAUUACAUAGACAUCAAAGGACUCACACUGGGGAGAAACCCUAUAACUGCCUGGAGUGUGGACAGAGCUUUGCUCAUAGUUCAGUUCUACGUUCACAUCAAAGGACUCACACUGGGGAGAAACCCUAUAAAUGCCUGGAGUGUGGACACAGCUUUGCUGAUAGUUCAACUCUACGUAAACAUCAAAGGACUCACACUGGGGAGAAACCCUAUAACUGCCUGGAGUGUGGACAGAGCUUCACUCGGAAGGGACACUUACAUAGACAUCAAAGAACUCACACUGGGGAGAAACCCUAUAAAUGCCUGGAGUGUGGACAGAGCUUUGCUCAUAGUUCAGGACUACGUAACCAUCAAAGGACUCACACUGGGGAGAAACCCUAUAACUGCCUGGAGUGUGGACAGAGCUUCACUCAGAAGGGACACUUACAUACACAUCAAAGAACUCACACUGGGGAGAAACCCUAUAACUGCCUGGAGUGUGGACAGAACUUUGCUCAUAGUUCAGGACUACGUACACAUCAAAGGACUCACACUGGGGAGAAACCCUAUAAAUGCCUGGAGUGCGGACAUAGCUUCGCUCGUAGUUCACAUCUACGUUCACAUCAAAGUUCACAUCAAAGGACUCACACUGAGGAGAAACCCUAGAACUGCCUGGAGUGUGGACAGAGCUUCACUCAUGGUUCAGGCUUAUGUUCACAUCAAAGCACUCACACUCGGGAGAAAUCCUAUAAAUGACUGGAGUGUGGAGAGAGCUUUACUCAGAGGGGAGACCUAAGUUCACAUCAAAGGACUCACACUCCGGAGAAAGAGUAGAAAUGCAUGAAUUGUGGACAGAGCUUGUCACGGAAUAUCAUUAUAUAUAGACAUCAUAGAAUUCACCCUGGAGAGAAUGGUGUUAAUUGACACCAGAGUGUCAUUCAAACAUGUACAAAAGCAACGCUUUCAAAUUUUGGAAAUGCAGGCUCAAAGUUGGGACAUUUCAUCACAUGUGGUAUAUUGUAGAAAGAUUGAACUAAAACACAGUGUUCCUUCACCUAUCACGGGGGUUAGGUUCCAGGACCAAGAGCAAUAAGUGAAAAUCCGCAAAGUAGGGAUGCUAUAUAUUUAUACACUUGCCUAUUUGGCUUGACUUCAAAACUCUGACUUUGGUUUUGUACUCAUGCAUUCUUGGUUGUUACUUUAUGAACUCUGAUGAAUGAACUCCUGUCACCUGACUGUUGGACUGUGACCUUGGCUGUUGCUUAGUCUUGCUCCUGACCUGCUUCCGUAGUACUUGGCUUGUCUGGGUGAAUUGGAACUUUUGACCUUGGUUUAUGUGCUGCCAUUGCCUUAUUUUAGCCAGACCUUCAAAAGAGGGAUUAUUCCUGGUCUCCAGGCCUUGGAUCCUUUUAGUUGCCCUCUUCCUCUGGACUCCUUCCAGCUUGGAGUCAAUAUCUCUUGAACUGUGGGGCCCAGAAUUGGACACAGUGUGAUUCCAGGUGAAGAGGUCUGACCAAAAGAAAGAGGCACCAGGACUUCCCUCGAUCUGGGCACUCGACUCCUUUGGAUGCAGCCCUGAAUCCCAUUGGCUUUCUGAGAUGCUGCGUCACUCUCUUGGCUCAUGUUCAUCUUGUUUCCAUGAGGACUCCAAGAUCUUUUUCACAUGGGCUGUUGUCAAGCCAGGCAUCACCCGUCCUGUGUCUUUGCAUUUCAUUUUUUCUGCCUGUCAUAUCUUACAUUUGUGCUUGUUGGCAUUCAUUUUGUGAGUUUUGGCCAAUCAGCUCUCUCAUCUGUUGAGGUCACUUUGCCUCCUGAUCCUGUCCUCUGGAGUAUUCGCUCUCCCUCCCAAUCACCAAACAUGAUAAACACACCUUCUAAACCUUCAUCCAAGUCAUUAAUAUAGAGAUUGAACAGAACUGGGCCCAGGACUGAACCCUCUCCGUGGCACUCCACUAGUGGCUUCUUUCCAGGACAAAGAGGAGGAUCCAACAGAGAGAAGCACCCUUUGGGUUCGGUCACUGAACCAAUUCCAGAUCCACCUGAGACUCGCCUUGCCUGGCCCACAUUGGACUAGAAGGUGGUGGGGGACGUUGUCGAAGGAAGGCCUUGCUGGAAUCAAGAUCUGCUCCAUCCACAGCAUUCCCUGCAUCUGCCAAGCAUGUAACUGUUGAAAAAAGGGAUAAGAUGGGUCUGGCAUGACUUGUUUUUGAGAAAUCCAUGCUGACUUUGAGUCAUCACAGCAUUCCUUUCAAAGUCAAUACGCUUUUGGCUUACCUUGUCCUUGUUUAAUAAAUCUCACCCUUGA